AUGGCGGAUCAAGUCACUCACGACCCCAAGCAGUCAAGCGACUACAUUCCCUUCCCUUGCCUUCCUCCCGGUGGUGCUCUUAACCGCUGGUCUACAAAGAUCACUCGUGAGCAUGACUACCCCGGAGCUCAGGCUAUGCUCUACGGAGCUGGUGUUAAGAACCAGGAGCAAAUGAAGAACUCUCCCCAGGUUGGUGUUGCUACUGUCUGGUGGCAGGGAAACCCUUGCAAUACCCAUCUCCUUGACCUUGGUCAGAUCGUCAAGAACUCCCUUGAGAAGGAGGGCAUGAUCGGAUGGCAGUUCAACACCGUUGGUGUGUCUGACGCCAUCACCAUGGGUGGCGAGGGCAUGCGCUUCUCUCUUCAGACUCGAGAAAUCAUUGCUGAUUCCAUCGAGUCCGUCACCUGUGCCCAGCACCACGAUGCCAACAUCUCCAUCCCAGGUUGUGACAAGAACAUGCCCGGCACCGUCAUGGCCGCUGCUCGUCACAACCGCCCCUUCAUCAUGAUCUACGGCGGCACCAUCCGCAAGGGUCACUCUAACCUCCUAGAAAAGCCUAUCAAUAUCAGCACAUGUUACGAGGCCUCGGGUGCGUACAACUACGGUCGUCUGCACGCCAAGUCAAACCCUGGCGAGCCUGGCCGUGAGAGCUCUGAUGUCAUGGACGAUAUUGAGAAGCAUGCUUGCCCUGGCGCUGGAGCAUGUGGUGGUAUGUACACAGCUAACACCAUGGCCACUGCUAUUGAGGCCAUGGGCCUGUCUCUGCCUGGCUCAUCUUCUUAUCCUGCCGAGUCUCCUGAGAAGCGUCGUGAGUGUGAGCGUGCUGCUCAGGUCAUCCGAACUACCAUGGCGAAGGACCUUCGUCCUCGCGACAUCAUGACCCGUGCUUCUUUUGAGAAUGCUCUUGUUCUGACCAUGAUCCUCGGCGGUUCAACAAACGGUGUUCUUCACUUCCUUGCUAUGGCCAACACCGCCGAUGUCCCCCUGACCAUCGACGACAUCCAGCGCGCCAGUGACCGAACCCCUUUCCUCGCUGAUCUCGCUCCCAGUGGACAGUACUACAUGGAGGAUCUUUACAAGGUCGGCGGUACCCCCUCAGUCAUCAAGAUGCUCGUCGCCCGCGGUCUCCUUGAUGGUAGCAUCAUGACCGUUACCGGCAAGACUCUCGCCGAGAACGUCGAGGACUGGCCCAGCCUGGACCCCGGCCAGAACAUCAUCCGACCUCUCGAGGACCCCAUCAAGGACUCUGGUCAUAUCCGUAUCCUGAAGGGCAACUUCGCCCCCGGCGGUGCUGUCGCCAAGAUCACCGGAAAGGAGGGUCUCUCUUUCACAGGCAAGGCCCGCGUUUUCAACACCGAGAAGGAACUCAACGCCGCUCUAAACCGCAGUGAGAUCAAGCAGUCCGACGGCAACCUUGUCAUCAUCGUCCGCUACGAAGGACCCAAGGGUGGACCUGGUAUGCCCGAACAACUAAAGGCAUCUGCCGCCAUCAUGGGAGCUGGUCUCUCCAACCUCGCCCUCGUCACCGACGGACGAUACAGUGGUGCUUCCCACGGAUUUAUCGUAGGCCACGUUGUGCCCGAAGCUAUGGUCGGCGGCCCCAUCGCUCUGGUUAAGGAUGGAGAUGAGAUCACUAUUGAUGCGAUUAAGAACCGGAUUGACGUCGAUAUCACUGAUGAGGAGAUGGAGAAGCGACGAAGUGAGUGGAAGGCCCCUGAGCCUCGUGUCAAGAGAGGUGUGUUGGCCAAAUAUGCACGAUUGGUCGGCGAUGCUUCUCAUGGUGCCGUGACGGAUCAGUGGUAG
Messenger RNA from Fusarium coffeatum, 1803 nucleotides. RefSeq lists its product as uncharacterized. Gene Ontology annotation, cellular component: mitochondrion. Gene Ontology annotation, molecular function: dihydroxy-acid dehydratase activity. Lineage: Eukaryota; Fungi; Ascomycota; Sordariomycetes; Hypocreales; Nectriaceae. The transcript has 5 exons. The record is from RefSeq and is a predicted model, not a curated record. The coding region runs from base 1 to 1803 and encodes 600 amino acids. Gene Ontology annotation, biological process: branched-chain amino acid biosynthetic process.